GUUACUUUGUGGAGGACGCGUUUAUUUCAUGGCAACCACCUCGUCGGAGAGCAGCACGCCGACUUUGAUCCGGUACCUCUGCUUCCAAAGGUACCCGCCGCGAUGCGUCAAUCUGAAGAGCAGCCACACUUUUCAGGUUGGCUUCACCAUCACAAACGAUCUGCGCGACGAGGUCUUUUUGCCGCUCGAUGAUGACGAAUUGACCAUCCAUGUCGGCCUCGUAGCCGAGGAUGAAAAGGACAUCGAGCGAGUCGGCUCGAUGCCGUGGCUGGGCCCGCAGAGCGCCUACAAGAUGAUGAGCAUAGACUGCGCCUGCCUCUUGGAGGCGAAAAGAGGCAAGAAGCGCCGGCGUGGUGCACCGGCCGCAUUUCGAGUCGUCGCGUGGGUCGACGACCACGACCACGUCUGCGACGUCGACGAGCUCACGAAGCCCGCCGGUGGAUUCCUGGGGCUGAUUUCGGCACCCAUCGACAUCUUCAAUCGCGAGCAAGACGCAAGAGAAGCGGCUCGGGCGAUGCAGUCUAUCCGACGGCUCAGGAUCGAGGAGAACAUCUUUGCCGAGAUAGCCGAAGAGGGCGGCUUUGAGCUCGACAAGCACAUCUGGGACGCCUCGAUCCACCUGUCGAGCUUCCUCGCUCGUCUUCUCCGAUCCCCAGGCUCGUCGCCAUGGCAGAGUCGAUUCGCCAAGGAUCCCCCGCUCGACGUCCUCGAGCUUGGCUCCGGCACAGGCCUCGUCUCCAUCUUCUUUGCCUCGCUGCUUCUUUCCUCGCUCGACGUUGCCCAACAAAAGAGCGCGAGACUUGUCGCAACGGACCUUGACUCUGCCCAGCCGCUCCUGGUCCAAAACAUCAGCGCAAACAAGCACCUCUACCCGCGUAUCCACAUCGAGUCCGCUCCGUGCGACUGGACCGAGCCCUUUGCGCCUCUGCAUCGCCCGGACCUCGUCCUCGUGUCCGACUGCACGUACAAUCCCAGCUACUUUGCAGACCUCUGUCGGACGAUUGCAUCGGCUCUGCGCGCACCGCCUCCUCGCGACGUCGGCGACGCAGCGCGGGAUUCCUUCUGCCUUCUCGCAAAGAAGCACCGGCACGCAGAUGAAGAGGCACUCUGGGAACAUCUGCGCGACGCGCUCCUCACCUACGAACUCGUCGCCGGCUCAGCCACCGAUGACUGGGGGAUAUGGCUCGUCAAGCCGACCGAAGAAGCAAGUGGCAGCUGUUGAUUGUAGCGAUAGACAAGUAAAUAGUACAAGUAAUGAU
Messenger RNA from Acaromyces ingoldii, 1259 nucleotides. RefSeq lists its product as hypothetical. The transcript is spliced from 3 exons. The record is from RefSeq and is a predicted model, not a curated record. NCBI's taxonomy places the organism in Eukaryota, Fungi, Basidiomycota, Exobasidiomycetes, Exobasidiales, Cryptobasidiaceae. Bases 29 to 1222 code for a protein of 397 amino acids.